Molecule: messenger RNA, 1191 nt
Organism: Plasmopara halstedii
Lineage: Eukaryota; Oomycota; Peronosporomycetes; Peronosporales; Peronosporaceae
Exons: 4
Coding region: 1-1191 (396 amino acids)
Molecular function (GO): DNA binding
Source: RefSeq, a predicted model, not a curated record
AUGGCGCGCGGGAAGGCCGAUCGAGCUUUAACAGUCGGCAAAAAACUUGAAAUAAUCGACGAAGUAGACCGCACGGGACUUCUGACCGCCACAGCACAAAAAUAUGGCGUUAAAAGUGGUCAAAUUCGCGACUGGAAGAAAAACAUUGAUCGUCUACGCGCUACAGACCCGUCUCGCCUUGUGUGCGCAAGCACCAUCCAACGGGGUCACUUAGUAUUUAACGAGUCGUACGCACAGUACUGGGUGGGGUACAACAAAUUUUGCAGCAACAAUACCAAUUAUGACGUCCUCAAGAACGCGUUGCGAGUCACGCACAAGGAUGUGUUGUGUGAAGGCAUCAGUGGAUUUAACUUCCCUGCAACAGUAGAUCCGGGUACCACGCAUACUUUGUUAAGCCCCAACAACAAUAAUUUUUAUACGACUGAGGAUGUAAGAAAUCUGUACAUUAAGGAUAUGACGACAUUGCGAGAACAGCUGUGCGAGUUUUUCGGCCAGAAGCCAUUUCUUACCAAGUACAUGUACUUUGUCACAAAAUUGGACUUCAUUAAGCCUGAAUUAAAUGUAGAUAACGACAAAAAAGAGGCUCCCAAGUCGAUUGAAAUUCAAGACGUCAUCUCUUUUUAUGUCGCGAUAUGUGGUAACGGGUCCGUUAUGGUUCCAAUGUCAGUUUUUCCGCCGGUGGAAGAGUUUCACUGGGAACGCAAGAAAAGUGUCAAAUUGCGUCAUGCUCACAGCCUACAUCGGUCAAAGUUGAACGAUCCGAGCGAUGCUGUACAGUUCUUCUCGGUGACGUGGAAGAAAUUUUACGAGGAAGAAGCCAAAUACAGUGACAAAUACACAUUUCUGCUCGACUACUCGAUUGAGGAAUUCCGAGCGCCAGAUUUUUUGAAUGGAUUAAAGCAACUUGAGGGUUACACCAAAUACUGGACGACGAUGUAUACUGUUCGCAACCCGCUACGCCUCUCUCGUUUUGAAGAUACGCUGAUGACAUUCGUUUCCGAAGAGUGGCGCACAAUUCUUCAAAUGAAAAAGUCAAGCCAACCCAAUGAUUACCGCAAGUGUGUUGCUUUUUGGUUCUACUCUGCCUGGGAGUUUUUUGCAGGAGAUAAUGCUCGGGCAGCUUUCAGAAGUUGCAACAUGUAUCUUGAAGACAAGUCAACGUGGGGGGGCGAGGAGAACGAAGAGAUCUAA